AUAGCGAAGCUUCCUCCAACACGUCUGCUCCUUAACGGCGAAGGAUAGAGCCAGUCCCUUUUCUUCUGCUCUGUCGCCCCACUUCCAGACGCUCGUAAUAGCAAUUCUUCUUCUCUCGACGCGAAAACCCUUCUUUGGUCGAUCACUCGCGCAGAAAGAGAGAAAUGGGGCUGAUUUCCAACAGAGUGGACGAGAAGAGCCUCAAACCCGGAGAUCACAUCUACUCCUGGAGGACCGCCUAUAUCUACGCCCAUCAUGGAAUCUAUGUUGGAGAUGAUAAAGUCAUCCAUUUUACCAGACGGGGCCAGGAAGCAGGAACAGGAACCGUGCUGGAUCGCCUUGUGAUGAGCUCGUUACCAGCCCCAGCUCUGGUACGCUGCUCUACCUGUACCCCGCCGGAAGAGGGUCAUCAUGGGGUUGUGUCCUCAUGCGUGAACUGUUUCCUCGCCGGAGGUGUUCUCUACCGUUACGAGUAUGCUGUCUCACGCGCUCUCUUUCUCGCGAGUGUGCGUGGUGGAACUUGCACUCUUGCUGCUUCAGAUCCAGAUGACAUUGUGGUCCAUCGUGCAAACCACCUCCUUAACAAUGGCUUUCGGCGCUAUGACACAUUCAAGAACAACUGUGAAGACUUUGCUAUCUACUGCAAGACAGGGUUACUUGUUCUGGAUGAAAGAGCAAUGGGGCAGAGUGGGCAAGCUGAUUCAUUGGUGAGUGGGCUGAAUGCACUUGUUUCGUCUGUUCGAUUAAAGCUUUUCACCACCACCGAUGUCAAUACGAUGGGGGCUACAGCAUUCAAAGUCUACUGUGAAAGCCGGAUUGCUGCCGACAUUGGGAUGAGAAGCGAUGUGGCUAGGGUCUCUGUCGAGGACUUGACAACAAGGCUAGAAAACAACAGUAUUACAAUGACGAGACGAAAUGCAAGAGUAUGUCAUAGCUGUAGACGGCGGGGGCACUACUUUGCAGCAUGUCCAACAAAGCGACUAUGCCCAUCGUGUAAACAAGGCAUUGUAAAAUGUUUCAAGGUGAAAAAGGAGUCCAUAAACAAAGGGAGGUUGUUCAAUAUUUGCAGUAUUAAGUGUGGAUUUUGGAAGUGGGUCGAAGAAGGUGAAUCAAGUGGCAGUGCUUCAGCUAAGUCUACAACCAAUUUUCCCGUAAAAGAGUUAUCUUGCAUGUUUCAGACUCAAGCUCAAAUAUAUGAAGAAGAUGACGUGAAAAAUUCAGUGAAUGUAACAGUACGUAAGGGAAAAGGAAGUGUGAACCACCAUGGUAAAGGAAAGGGGUUGGCAUGAUUGUGGUUGACACUUGAGAAAUAUAUUUAUAUAUGCAUAUAUUGUGAUAAUUGAGUAAAAUUGUAUGUUAUGAAAACUCUAAUUGGAUAUGUGUUUGUAGUGGUAAAAUUAAAACAAGUAUUUAUAGAGAUAUUUCAUAUAUUUCGUAAACUGUAUGUCACGAAAAUUAAGUUUGUAGUGGUAAUUUGAUGAUUAUUUCAUAAUUUUUUAAUUUACCUGCAAUAUGAAGAAGUUAGGUAAAUGGAAGUCCC
Molecule: messenger RNA, 1540 nt
Organism: Diospyros lotus (date-plum)
Lineage: Eukaryota; Viridiplantae; Streptophyta; Magnoliopsida; Ericales; Ebenaceae
Product: protein LEAD-SENSITIVE 1-like
Exons: 4
Coding region: 165-1289 (374 amino acids)
Source: RefSeq, a predicted model, not a curated record